AUGGAAGGAAAUGGAGUUGAGCGUAAAAAGCGGUCCGAUUAUGAAGAGGAAGAAGUAAUCGCUAACCUGUGGGUGCAACUGUUGAUCCAUUUCAAUGUCUACUUUUCUGCCAUUUGGCUAGUGGCUACCAUAGUGUUCUUUAACCAUGAAUUUGCCAACAUAAAUGGUAUCGAAAAAGCCCUCUCCAUCAUGACGCUGAUCGUGUCGAUUCCGCUGGAAGUUGUGCGGCUUUAUCUUGGCUAUACGGGAAAUUUGAUGAGCACGAUACCCAGCUUUGCCGGAUUUCUCAUCCUUUCGUUUCUUAUCCAGCUGCCGUUGCAAACAUAUCUUCUGCUAGCGACACAUACGACAAAGCACACGCUAGCGAUUGUGGUGCAAUCCGUUACGACCGGCACGCUGGUGCUUCAGAUUGUGGUCGGUGUUCCGGCUAUGCGAAAGCUGUCCGACUUCCGCCGAAAACAGUUCCAACUGCAGCGUUGGCAGUACGCGGGCAAGCACUCGAAACGAUCUGACUCGCAGCAGCCAGCCCAAACUGUCGUGAGUGAAUGACGAUUUGAUUAUACAGCGUGUGUUGGGAUUGUGCUCCAAUGUCCUAUGCUUUAUAAGUCCGAUGCAGGUCAUAUUUUGUGAAAAACUCGUUCAAAUGACUAAGG
Molecule: messenger RNA, 653 nt
Organism: Anopheles bellator
Lineage: Eukaryota; Metazoa; Arthropoda; Insecta; Diptera; Culicidae
Product: transmembrane protein 17
Exons: 4
Coding region: 1-549 (182 amino acids)
Biological process (GO): non-motile cilium assembly
Cellular component (GO): ciliary transition zone
Source: RefSeq, a predicted model, not a curated record